Messenger RNA from Pleuronectes platessa (European plaice), 5107 nucleotides. Its product is annotated as collagen alpha-1(XVIII) chain. The coding region runs from base 1 to 3789 and encodes 1262 amino acids. The record is from RefSeq and is a predicted model, not a curated record. NCBI's taxonomy places the organism in Eukaryota, Metazoa, Chordata, Actinopteri, Pleuronectiformes, Pleuronectidae. The transcript has 43 exons.
AUGGUUCCCUCCUCUCCACCUUUGCUUUCCACAGAGCGUGGUUCCCAGGGAGCCUUGGACCUGACGGAGCUGAUCGGCGUCCCCCUCCCUCCCUCCGUCUCCUUCGUCACCGGGUUCGAGGGUUACCCGGCGUACAGCUUCGGACCGGACGCCAACGUGGGCCGCCUCACGAAGUCCUUCAUCCCUGACCCGUUCUACAGUGACUUCGCCGUCACGGUCGUGGCCAAACCCACCACGCGGCGUGGGGGCGUGCUGUUCGCCAUCACAGAUGCUUAUCAAAAAAUUGUUCACUUAGGUGUAGCGCUGUCAGAAGUGGAGGAUGGAUCCCAGAAGGUCGUGCUGUACUACACGGACCCAGGGACGACAGCCGGGACCCAGGAAGCAGCUUCCUUCAAGAUGGGCGACCUGACGGGGAGAUGGGCGAGGUUCACCCUGACGGUGCAGGGGGCGGAGGUGCGUCUCUACAUGGACUGUGAGGAAUAUCACCGGGUCGCCUUCGUCAGGAGUCCACAGCCUCUCACGUUCGAGGCCAGCUCGGGGAUCUUUGUGGGAAACGCGGGCGGCACGGGCCUGGAGAAGUUUGUGGGCUCCAUCCAGCAGCUGGUGUUGAAGUCAGAUCCCACGGCCCCAGAUGACCAGUGUGAGGAGGACGAUCCAUAUGCCUCUGGAUAUGGAAGUGGUGAUGAUUCCUAUGACGACGCUGAAGAAAGAGAAGAAGUGAAAAAGAUUGUGGAGGAGAGAGAGUACACCAUGCCCCUCCCGGAGCUGGACCCAACUUACGGCACGCCGGUCCGAGCUCCGCCCACUGAGCUGUCCAUACGCAGCCAUUAUGAUGAUGAUGAAGACAUGGAGGACACGUCUGGACUGGAGGAGGUGAAGAGCACAGUCAGAGUUCAAUCUUCUCUGAUGGCGACUCCAGCCUCCACCCUUGACUCUUCCCUCCAGGUGUCUCCGGGCACGAAAGGCGAGCGAGGGGAUCCAGGUCCGGCCGGCCCACCAGGACCCCCUGGCCUUCCAGGACAAGCCUCAGGGGACGGAGAGGGAGGGGAGCCGGGACCCCGGGGGCCACAGGGGCCACUGGGACCCACAGGCCCAGCUGGAGCACCAGGGAAAGAUGGACAGCCUGGGACUAAAGGUGAAACUGGUUUGCUGGGUGCAACUGGGAUUCCAGGAUUCCCAGGACUUCAGGGAGAGCCUGGUCUUAAGGGAGAAAAGGGUGAUCUGGGUGUUGGAGUAGCGGGUCCUCCGGGGCCUCCUGGACCUCCAGGUCGAACAAGCUCAGGGUCCAUGUUCAUGGAGGGGUCAGGAUUUGAAGACUUUGACAGUGAUGCAGAACUUAUUCGGGGAGCUCCAGGGCUUCCCGGCCCACCUGGAGAGCCAGGGACCCCAGGGACCUCGUCCGGAGACGUCUUCCCUGGACCCCCUGGGGUUCCUGGGAGAGAUGGGAAGGACGGAGUGAUGGGUGAACCUGGACUUCCUGUGAUUGUGGAGUGGUUUAGUGGCUCUGGCUCUGGGUCUGGUUCAGGGUCUGGUUCUGAAUCUGGUUCUGGUUCUGGUUUUUGGUCUGGCUCUGGUUCUGGUUCAGAGUCUGGUCAGGGAGCGGAUGGAAAAGACGGCGAUCCAGGGUCUGCUGGCGAGAAGGGAGACAAGGGAGUCCCCGGUGGGAGCGGCCCACCAGGACCUAAGGGAGACCAGGGCCCUGCAGGGAUCCCAGGCUUCCCAGGGUCAGAGGGUCCAGGAGGGCAGCCCGGUCCCAGGGGUCCACCGGGCCCCCCCGGACCCCCUGGAAGAGCCCUCACAUUGGACUAUGAGGACUUGGAAGGAUCUGCCAUGCGGGGGGGUUUAGGUUCUGCUCUCACCCCAGGACCACAGGGUCUCCCUGGAGCUCCAGGACGAAAUGGUAAAGACGGUUUAGACGGCGAUCCAGGAAAACCAGGUCAAAAGGGGGAGACAGGUCCUGCAGGACGACCAGGGUUCCCAGGACUGGACGGGCCGAAAGGGGAAGAGGGAGCAAAGGGAGACAAAGGGAAUUCAGGACCAAAGGGUGAGAUUGGACUCAGUAUUCCCGGCCCUGCAGGACCACCUGGACCUCCAGGACCCCUCGUCAACCUCCAGGAUCUUCUACUCAACGACACAGAAGGGGCCUUCAACUUCUCAGGGUUUUUUGAUGCUCAGGGAUCUGCUGGUCCGAAGGGAGACAUUGGGUUGCCAGGUGUUCAAGGACCUCCAGGACUUAGAGGUGAAAAGGGCGAGCCAGGAUUCGUCAUGGCAGCGGAUGGAGCCAUGUUGACAGGCCUGGCUGGUCCUGCGGGACCCAAUGGAAUCAAGGGAGAUAACGGUGUGGCUGGACCCCCUGGUGUUCAAGGACCAAUGGGACCUCCGGGGCCUAAAGGAGAGUUUGGUUUUCCUGGAAGAGCUGGUCGUCCAGGCCCGAUGGGACUGAAAGGAGACAGAGGGGACUCUGCUGGGCUGCAGGGAGCUCCAGGCCCCCCUGGACCACCGGGCCGCCCAGGGAUGUUCAACUGCCCCAAAGGAACAGUUUUCCCCGUCCCUCCCAGACCCCACUGCAAAAUGGCUCUUAAUCCCAAUGGAAGCGUCGCAGUCGGAAACUGUCAGACGGGAGUGAAAGGAGCGAAGGGAGAGAGAGGCCUUCCUGGGAUGCCAUCUCCAUCAAGUACUUUGAUGCCCAGAGGAACCUGGCGGCCAAGGGGUGACCAGGGAAUAAAAGGGGAGAAGGGAGACAAGGGAGAGACCGGUAUGCUGGGGCAAACAGGAAACCCCGGUAGACAAGGACUGGUGGGUCCUAAAGGUGAGUCUGUGAUGGGCCCUCCUGGCCACCCUGGGGUGCCCGGCUCACCUGGUGUCCCCGGUUAUGGGAGACCUGGUCCUGUUGGUCCUCCUGGGCCACCGGGGCCUCCAGCACCCUUUUCGUCAUCCCCAAGAUAUGGCUCCUCAGCUUUGACCAUGAGUGGCGCUCCUGGACCUCCUGGACCACCAGGACCUCCUGGAUCUUCUUCGGGUAACUCAGCAUCUCUGAAAACCUUUUCUACUCGUGAGAUCAUGAUGCAGAACACGGUCAGGGACGCGGAGGGAACUCUGUCGUACGUCACGGCAUCAGGAAGUCUCUUCCUCAAGGUUUCCCAGGGAUGGAAAGAGAUACAGCUCGGCAGCCUGAUCUACCUCUCCAGUAACAUCAUUCCACAGGACGAGCCUCGAGUUGCAUAUCAGGUCAGAGGAGACACGAUAGAAAGAAUAACUUCAGUUAAAGAGAGGCUCAACCUGGUGGCCCUGAACCAGCCUCACUCCGGGGGCCUGAUGGGGCUCGACACGGCCGACCGCAUGUGUUACGAGCAGGCCAAGGCGAUGGGCUUGGCUCCAAACUACCGCGCCUUCAUCUCCUCCCACAGGCAGGACCUGGUCCAUGUGGUCUACCCUGGUUUCCGUGAAAAUCUACCAGUCACCAACCUCAGGGGAGACGUGAUGUUCAGGAACUGGCGAGCGAUUUUCAGCGGCGACGGAGGACCAGUAAAUUCCCGGAUACCCAUCUACUCCUUCGAUGGCCGGGACGUUUUAGCCGACCCCUUCUGGCCUGAGAAGAACAUCUGGCACGGCUCCACCAGCAGGGGUUUCCGAGUGAUGGACAAACACUGUGAGACGUGGCAAGCGGACCACGUGUCCGUCAUGGGUCAGUCGUCCAGCCUGACCUCAGGGCUGCUCCUGGGCCAGCAGACGCGAAGCUGUUCCAACGAGUACAUCGUCCUCUGCAUCGAGACCCACAAAAACCCUUAGAUCCCGUCUCAACCGCCCCCCCCAACGCCCCAAACCACUCCACAGAGGAACCCACCUCAACCACCGUGGAACAUUCUGGGAACCGAUGUGUCUUUCUCCUUAAAGAACGUCAUUUUCAGCACAUGGUUGGUGCUAUGUGUCGCAUUGUGUGGCAGGAAAACCCUGUCGUUUGCCAAAAGGAUGUUUGUGCUUGUUUUUCUCCUCACGUCACAGAUUCAUACAAACAGAGAUUUAUUGAAACGUGAAGUUUGGAGGAUUCCUUGCAAAAACAAUGUCCGUGUGUGUUGUAAAGUAACAUGAUGGAUUUCCCAUUAACUCCACUGUUGUGGCACAUAAUGUAAAAGGCAGCAGAGCCUGAUGGCGGCUGCCAGUCUUCGUAAUAAUUCGAGACAUUAACGCUGUCCUGUCAAAGUAAAUAAUUUAUUACUGUUAAGAUGAUGAAUGCGGCACCUUUAACCUCUACUCCAAACAAACGCCACAAGAUGGGUUUGUGAGAAUCAAACAAAGCAACACAAACGGCUGCACAUAGUCACCCGGGUGUGUUGAGGAUGAGACGUCUCUUUUGCAUCCGUCUCGUCCUUCUUACAGAAGACUGAGAGACGAGGACGAGGACACACAGAAAUCUGCACCGGAACCUGAGACCUGCCCUGAGGGAUCCCCAAAGACUUUUCAACGGAAGCGUCAAAAGGCGACUUUCGUUGUUUUGUUUACAGGUUGUUGUCGAUAUAUUUUUUUUUAUAUUUGUCAAGAAUAUCAGGAGACGUUUACUCAACAUUUCAAGAGCCAGACCUUAAGAGCUGUCCCUCGUCCGACAGCAGGACGACCAGUGUUGCCACCAAAGUAAAUAUUUUUGCACUGUACUUCAUUUUAAAACAAUUCUUUAGUUCAACAUUUUCAUUCUUGAACGUGUUCGUAGCUUUUCUUACACCUCGGUGAUGUCACUCCUUAGCAGCUCUUUCUAGAGUAUUUAAUUUAAAUCCAUUUAGACUUAUUUAUACCGUCACAGCACAUAACAUGAAAUCAAAUGAUUCAAUUUAAGAAUGUAAUUUAUCGUUCAUUGUUUGUCAAAUGACUGUUUUUGUUUUCAUCAGUUUCUUUUUAAGCUUUUUGUACAGUUUUUAAGCUCAUACUAUUCUGGAGAAUAUCGACAAACUCAAAGUUUAAGAGUUUAAUGCACACGAUUUAAAUAAGCAAAAAAUAUUUUCACAAUCCAAUAAAAACCAAACCUUACAAAGUAAUUUCAUGCUGGCGAAAGUAAGAGCACAUGUUUUUGUAUAAAUGUUGGUGCUUUGUUGAAUAAAGAUUUUUCUUUUCAUAA